Cheilinus undulatus (humphead wrasse) is the source of this 4436-nucleotide messenger RNA. RefSeq names its product coiled-coil serine-rich protein 1 (gene ccser1). Lineage: Eukaryota; Metazoa; Chordata; Actinopteri; Labriformes; Labridae. Bases 215 to 3199 code for a protein of 994 amino acids. The record is from RefSeq and is a predicted model, not a curated record. The transcript has 11 exons.
UCCACGUCACGGAGGUGUAACAUUGGCGUCAGUGCUACACAAGGUGCUACCUCAGUACGGUUUCAGUACUAUAGUACAAUACCAGAUAUCCUCAUGUAGGUUAUAGGAAGUCUUGUGCCCACAAAGCGAAGAUAUUGGUCGACUGUUCCCGCUCUGAACGGUCUCGGUAGAGCCGUUGGACUCCGUUGAAGUGCCACUCUGCCGCAGCUUCUAAAUGGGUGAAUCAGGCUCACGCCGUUCCACCCUUGUGUCCCGCCUGCCGAUCUUCCGCCGCAGCAACAGUAAGAGGCAGGAGUCUCUCCCCUCCUCUCCGUCUUCGGGCGGAGUUGGAAAUGGUGUCCACAGCUCUUCGCCAUCCAGCACCAACUCCAGCUCUGGCAGCACAGGGAAACGCAGGAGCAUUUUCCGCACUCCGUCUCUCAGUUUCACAGCCAAGCGAAACAGCGAACCACGUGUCCAGCCAAUCAACCUAAACCUCACGCCUCCACUGUCAUCGGGCACAGAUGCAAAUGGAAACAACCAGCAGACGAUAACCACGUCAGUGUCGGCAGGAUUUAGUGAUGACAGUGUCCGUGCAAAGCCUCGCCACUCAUUCGGGUUUGGCAGCAGCAAGCAAAAGAAAAUCACACGCUCUCAGACUGAGGAUUUUGACAAAGCGUCUUCUUCGUCCUCCUCAUCCAAUCGAAAUGUGUUCAUAAACUGCAUCAGCGGCUCAGGGGCCAACGAGGGCGACGACUCUGGGUUCCUUGAUGACUACAGUGGGGGCAGCACUACCAACAAACGCCCUUCCCGCCAUAAGAAACAGUUGCUGCCCAAAUCAUUUUCAGCCCACCACCGCUUUUCCCGCACCUCUGAUCACCACAGGCCCCCUGAAGUGAACCUUGAACCACCAAGCUCAACCGCCAACACUCCAGGGGCCGGAGGGCUCACUCCAGGGUCUUGGCCAGGUGAGCUGCUGGGUGCUGGAGGGGAAAGCUCACUCCAGUCCCCUAUGAUAUCAGAGGACCGAACCACUGCCAUUACACCUUCAGAGUUCAUCCCCAUUACAGAGGAUUCUGUAUCAGAGGUGGAUGCUCUGCCAGCUCCAAGUCCUGGAUCUGGUUUAGCCCCAGAAGCUGCCUCUGUACCUGGACUGGGUAUGGAAAUGACUGCACAGGACCCUCCAGCUGCACCGGAGAACUUCAGUGUUGUUGUCUCUACCUCCCAGGUUUUCUUCACUCCAGCCCAGUCCAGCACUGAAAAGCCUCUCCUCCCUGACACUAGCACAGCCAACAACACAGACUAUGAGACUGCUAUCUCCCUCUCAGAGCCUGAGACAGCUGUUCCCUGCCUGCCUCUGCAGGAACAGUCACCAGAGGAGAGGAAGGAGAGAGAGGAAGAGCGAAGGGAAGCGAGGGAAGAGGUGUUUGCAGAGCAGAGGAGGGGGUUGGUGGAGAGGAGGAAGUCAGGUUACCACACAGAGACCACAAGUGAGAGCGAGGCGUGUGUGGUUCGCAGCGAAGGGUGUCAUUCUAACCCAGAGCAGUCAGAAAGGAGGGCAAGAAACACACUCUCAGUUCAAGAGAGAGGAAGCUUCUGUGGCUGCCAUGAACCCAGGUCCUCUCACUUGAGGAAACCACAUGCAGCCUCUCUGUGUAGCAGCGUCAGCCCAUAUCAUGAGGUGAUGCGGAUGGAAAGGCGUCUGCGCUCGUCUUCAGAAGGGGCUGGUGGGCCUCGUAUCCAUGGAAACCACAGAGAUGCCCCAGGCAUGGAGGGAUGUGGUCUGCUCAAACACAGAAACAAUUCCUCAUCAUCUAAAAUGGGAAGUCUGGAUGUGCUAAACAACCUGGGGUCCUCGGAGCUGGAUGAGGAUGAUCUAAUGCUCGACCUGGACCUCUCUGAUGACCAGCGACAUCGCCAUGUGUCCAGAGAAGACUCCAGCCAGUCCCUGGCCUCCUGUCUGAACCUGCUUCAUUCACCCAUGGACCCAUCAGGGGACCGCAUCCCAGGGAAAGAAAAUCAGAGGGAGCCCAGCCGUCCAACCAGCCUGCUGCCCAAUGACUGGAGCUCUGGGCUGGGACUGGGGAGGGAAGAUGAGCCUUUGACUCCAGGGCUGGAAACCCUUCCGCUUCGACUGAUGCAGCAGGACUGUACAGCUGUCAAAACCCUGCUUUUAAGACUUAGACGGACACUCCAAGAGAGCACAGAGACGAGUCCUGCCAGCAGCCUUCAGUCUCUCCCUAUCAGCCCGUGCAGUGAAAAGUCUCUACCAUUCAAGGACCCAGGCAGAGAGGAGGCCCUGCUGCAACAGCUGAGAGAGAAAGAUGAACUAAUCCUUAAACUCCAGACUGAACUGGAGAGUGCCAAAGCUGCCCUGAAGAUGAAAGACUGCCAAAUGACUGACCGCACGACACAGACAGAACACAUGGGGCCAGAGACCAGCCAUCCAGGCCGGCUGUCAGGACUCGGCAGCAGCAGCCUGGCUCAAAGGGACCGAAGAGCAGCACGGGGAGCGGGGGCAGCACUCGCAGGGGACCCCUCUAACCAGAAUCUCCCCCACCACCACCCACCUCUGCACAGCCGGCCUCCUGCUUCUGAUCGAUACACUGCCAGGGAGGAGCGUCUGCGCUGCCAGGGAGGUUUGGCACAGCCCACAGCUCCAGGUCUGGCUCCAGGCUACUCCAACCUGCCCUCUAUGUCAGCCUCAACUGCUCCUUCUGUCCAGCCCCAAACCUCACACCAGCCGGGUCUCAAUCCAAAUCAAUGCCCAGGCACCGCUUCAGCAGCUGCUAAUCACUCCUCAAUUCCAUCUCUGUCCUCCAGGCAGCCAGAGGGGGUGUCUUCAUCUUCUGAAUCUUUAACCCUAGGAGGAGGAGGUGGAGCGAGCCUGUCAGGAGGGUUGAGGAGAGGAGGUGGAGAGCACCACCCUCCCAGCCAUAUCCCUCGCGCAGUGGGGGGCAGCUCUUCUUCAAGCCUGCUCAGCCUCGCAAGCAGAGGGAGCCCCUCUCCGAGCAUCUCAUCAUCUGCUCAAGCCUCCCCUCCGCCGCCUACCCCGUCCUCCGCCUCCUCCACAUCCUCCUCAUCCUCCACAUUUACAGGUCGUUUAGGACAACCACCCCGAGGCCCUUUGUCUCUACAUAGCUACAGUCGUAAAAACGUCUUCCUCCAACAUUCCCUACACACUGCUGAGCUGCAGGCACUGACACAGAGAGACAGUUGAGGGUCAUAAACAUUUAUACCAUCACAGCCAUGAGCAGCCAUAUUGACUAAAGAGACAAAAUGUUUGACUUUAAAGAAAAACUGCUGCUUCUUCAGAACACCUUCCUCCCCUUCACUGUCCACAUUCCCUCGAAAUCAUCACCUGCACGUGCUCACAAUCACACUUGUUUCUUUUGUGAUCCAGGCUGCCCCGUCUUUGACAUUUUGUUCACAGAUUUUCUCGCUUAAACGCUCAUACACAAGGUCACGCACACACAAUCGCACAAACUCAGACACGCAUUGCAGGCUGCGAGUAUGAAAAAGGCACUCACCCGUCUAUCAGAACUCCCACGUCGUGUCAUGCUGACAGUUUAGAUGUGCUUACGCCCACAGACACACAAAGUGCACACACACAGACUCACAAGCUCACACCCAUGCUCACACACACAAAUCAAGCAGUCACACAUGCACUGAUACACACUCACACAGAGACAUCAUCUGUGAUAUCUCUGCCUCACAAUCUGCACAAAAACAGAGCGUUUAAACUGAGUAAAGAAAAUUAGUUGUUUUUAUGUGUGUGCAUUCUAAGAGAUUCAUUUUAUUUUAUCAUCAAUAGAAGUUCAAACCAUGUGCUGCUUUAGAAAUAAACACUUACCAUAAGGAUAGAUUCUUACAUUGCCAAAUCCUACAUUAGAUCACCAUUCCUCUUCUGGCAUUAUCAUAAAUCCAGAUCAACUUUUACUGCAUGCUUUUAAAACUUAAAGGUAAAUACAGGUGAGCAUUUUGUACCAAGACAACUAUGGAAUCUAGGUGACUUGUAAAGUCUUUUGAUAAUGUUUUCAUGUCAGCCUUCAAGUCAGUGUUUAAGAAGGGAAUCAAUCAUGCCAUAAACACAUAUUCAACCUUCUGCUCACAUACAUAAUGCAUAAGCUGUACUUAAGGUUUUCUACUUGUUUUAUUAGAAAUACAUUGGUGCAAUAUUAACCACUAUAUAUAUAGUGCGCCUGCAAUGUUAGAAUAGGAACAGUAUGAGGUGGAAAUGAUGAGUUUUAUUCCUGAAUGUCAUACCUGCCAGUGAAAUACUGUGCAUUUAGAAAGUAUUCCCACCCCCAUUCACUUUAUCUAGUUUUUCUUAUGCUGCAGCCUGGUGAUACAGUUAAUUAAAAUCUAUUUUUAUUCUCAUUAAUCUACUCUCAGUAAGCCAUCAUGACAAAGUGAAAACUGAAUUUUAGAUUUUUUUUGUACAUUUAUGAAAAAUG